Messenger RNA from Sitodiplosis mosellana (orange wheat blossom midge), 2477 nucleotides. RefSeq names its product leucine-rich repeat-containing protein 15-like. Gene Ontology annotation, molecular function: protein binding. The record is from RefSeq and is a predicted model, not a curated record. NCBI's taxonomy places the organism in Eukaryota, Metazoa, Arthropoda, Insecta, Diptera, Cecidomyiidae. The transcript has a single exon. The coding region runs from base 76 to 1986 and encodes 636 amino acids.
GACUUGAAUCAAACUUAAAUGGAUUUAAACUUCUUUUUUCAUCGUUUUUAAUUGUGUCAUUUAUUAUUCAUCAACAUGAAUUUGCGUUUAGUGUUCAUAACAAUUAUAUUGAUUGAAGUUUAUUUCGAAUUUUCCGCGUGUAGUUUUGCAGAAAUUAACGGAUGUCGACUAUCGAACGAUCUAAAAAAUAUUACUUUCGUUUGCCACAACUCGGAAAAAGAUAUAAUUGAUAAAAUCGCGAAUGAGAAAAUUGUACCAAAUUAUUACUGCAAUAACCUUUUUGGUGAAGGAAAUAAUAUAUUGACGAAUAGAACCGCAGUUAAAGAAAUGCAUUUUCUCAACUGCGAAUUAAAGGUGAUUCCGAAUAUAAUAUUCCAACAUUUCACCAAUUACCAAAUUCUUGUCACAUCGGGUUUGGGCUUGGAGGAAGUAAGACCAUUAUACGUAAAUGCUUCAUCAAAAUUGACAACGUUAUUGGCAUCGCAUGACAAAAUAGAACGCAUCCCAGGACAUUUUCCAAGUCACAUUAAAGUGAUUGAUUUAUCGUACAAUCAUAUUGGUGGAAUCGUUAAAGCCUCAUUCGACGAAGGAAGCAAAUUACAACGCUUAAAUAUUUCGUUCAACAACAUCAAUGGCUUGGAUGACAAUUUAUUUAAAAACCUCUCGGAACUACGUUAUUUGAGCUUAUCGCACAACCAAAUACAAACAAUUCCAUCGAAGCUUUUUUCCAACAACGAAAAACUCACCGAGAUUAAUUUAUCCAAUAACAGCAUCGAUCAAUUCAGUUCAGAUGUGUUCGCUAAUCGCGGAAGUGAUUUGAAAAUACUCGAUUUAUCAUGGAAUAAAAUCACGGAGUUGACCGAACAACUAUUUGAAAAAACCAUGGGUUUGAAAGUUUUGAACAUUUCUAAUAAUUAUUUAACGGGAAUUCCGCACGAUUUUCUGAUAAAAGUCACAAAUUUGGAUAUCAUCGACUUAUCGUUCAAUAAAAUUAGUGAAAUUGGUGCGAAUGCGUUCCCUUCGAUGAAAUCAUUAAAUUUGUCCAACAAUGGAAUCAGUGAAUUGAAGAACGAGUCAUUCGCUGGAUUUGAUAAAUUAGUAAGUCUGCAGUUUGCACACAAUCAGAUCGCUAGCAUACCAAUCGAAAUGAUAAAAAUGGCCGUAAAUUUGAUUGAAGUUAAUUUAUCGUUCAAUAAUUUAGAUAAAAUUGAACUCUUAGAAUUUCCGGAUGAAUCAAAAUUACGAUUACUAGAUCUCUCACACAAUAAAUUUGUCCACUUCGAUACGCCGUUCUUACGAAAUCUAGUAGAAUUAGGCCAUCUUGAUAUUUCAUGGAAUCGCAUCGAAAAUUUGUCGGCUGAAGUGUUUCAAAGCCUUCAAAAUUUGGUAUAUUUGGGCAUGUCAAACAAUCCGAUAAAAGAAGUGAAUGACAACCUGUUCUCGCAACUGAUAAACCUUCGACACUUGAAUUUAUCGAGUAUGUACCUAUCGAAAUUACUACCGGGAACAUUUUCGAAUCAAACAGCUUUGGAAGACGUCGAUUUGUCAUUCAAUAAAAUUACCAGCCUAAAUUCAUCCAUAUUUCCACCAUUACCAAAUCAGUUGAAAUUGAUUUCCAUUCGAAAUAAUACGUUAGAACAACUGGUUGGCUUUAAAUCAUAUCCAAACACAACGAAAAUUCAAAUUGAUGGAUAUUAUUGCGAAGAUUGGAACUACCUGUUGCCGCAGCUGAAAUGGUACAAUUCAUCGAAACCAUUGCCUUGUGUUCCGAAACCAUCCGCUAAGAAGACAAUAGUGAAUCCAAACACUUGGAUAUUAAUCGUAGGCAUCACAGUUCCAGUUGUCAUCAUUAUUAUUGCUGCUGGAUUACUUUGGCGCUUUUAUUGUCAGAAGAAAAUUGAAGAAAGUUUAGAUCACUCUGGUCUUAGCUACGUUCGUAGUUUGGCCACUGAAUUUGAUUAUAAGCCACUUGAGGAAUUUAAUUGAAUAUAAAACAACCCAAGCGAAAGAGUACGAUGAGGUUCUAUCAUGACGAUAAAUUUCAUCGUACACAGUAAACACGAUGGUUCUAACGUUUAGAACCACAAUAUGAAAUUUGGCACUAAAAUCCAUUUGAGUACCAUUUGUUCUAGAAAAAGUUCAAAAUAUUCUAAAUCAAAAAUCAAAGCUUCAUGUAUUUAUUAUAGAACUUUUGAACUUUUUCUAGAGCAAAUGGUACUAAAACAAAGUUAAGUGUCAAAUCUUAACAUUGCUAGAAUCAUGUAUUAACUGUGUAGACUAGCGGCGAGCGCGUGUAUGCAACACAUCUCCGUUCUCAUGAUAGAACCUCAUCGUACUCUUUCGCUUGGGAAAUAGAGAAAGAGGAAGAUAAAAGUAAACAAUUGAGGAUAAACUCUGUAUCAGCUGAAAUAAUUUGAAAUUAAUUCAAAGUAAAACAUUCAAAACUUGAAAGAAAUAAAAUUCAAUACUAACUGUAA